GCUUAAAACAAUUAAAGGCAACUACUAAAUAAAAUAAAAGCGACCCAUUGAAACAAAAACACUCAUCCCUUAUCCAAACCUCACCGAAAAACGAAAGACAAAACCGAGAAAAGCACACACACGAAGCAUCUGCCUAUUCCCAGCUACUAACUCCAUCCUUAUCUCUCUAUUAUUCCCUUAAAACUUACUCACACAGGCAUGAAAAAAUGAUUGCCCUCAAGCCCAUUGUUCACGCUUCCUUGCACGCGUUCCACCACGCGCCGCUCCACACCGUGAGAGGUUCCGUUUGGUGCGUUUGCAAAUCGCAGGAGUCCGAUUCCGAGGGUUCCUCGGCGGAAGGAGAUGCUAACAGCCAAGAGCUUCUGGCACGAAUCGCCAUGCUUCAGACGGAAAAGGUUCGCCUCACCGAUUUUCUGGAGGAGAGGUCAGAGUAUUUGUCGCAGUUUGGGGAAGAGGCGAAAGCUGAGUUUGACAAGAUCGGAGAAGAUGCUCUCAAAGAGUUGGAUGAAGCUGGUGCCAGAGUAUGUGUUCUUCAACUUCUUAAUGUUAAUUCAUUUCUCUCUUCUUCUUACUCAUCAUUAGAUUCAAAUUUCCAGAUUAAGUUUAAGUUUACAAGUUUAGGUUUUAAAAUGAAUGUCAAAAAUUAAUUUUGUUUAUUUACUUUUUGUAGUUAUAUAAUGUAAAUUUCUUUAGUUUCCCGA
Molecule: messenger RNA, 701 nt
Organism: Vigna umbellata (rice bean)
Lineage: Eukaryota; Viridiplantae; Streptophyta; Magnoliopsida; Fabales; Fabaceae
Source: RefSeq, a predicted model, not a curated record